AUGAAAGAUGCAGAUAUUUUGAACCAGUAUGAAAUGAACAUGGCUGAUGGAAAUAUAACACCUGACGUUCUAGAACAUUUAUCUCAAAGAACUACACAGAACCAUAGAGAUGGUAUAUUUGGUGAAGAGUUUAGAAAGAGAGUUAGGGAGAGAGAAGGAAGAGAACCUAUUGUACAUGACCUUGCAAACGAAAGUUUGCAAAAUGUCAUAAAAACUUACUUUGCAAACAAUGAAUCGAGAAGGGAUGAAUAUUUAAGAAAACUCAAAUGGACAGUACCAAAUGAAAUGUUAGUAUUGAAAAACAUGUUCCUUGACAAAAUAAAACCAACUACAGAAAUAAAUGACGCAAGACUGGAACAUUGGGUAAAAGCUUUCCCAUUCACAAAAGAUAUUAUUGGUUACAUGGAAAGAAAACCAGAAUGGCUACAAAAACAUAUAUUUGGAAACGAGCUUAUUCCAUAUGGACAAGCUAUAUUUGAAGAGCUUGACCGGAAACUCAGGAAAGAGUCAUGCAAACAAUACGCGAAGACUCAAAUACAAACUAUGACAAAAAUCUUUCUAGGAUAUAGGUUACCUGAGAUGGGCGACCAGAGCCAAAGGCAAAAAGGACAUGGGAAAUUUACAACAUACUAG
This is a messenger RNA of Trichomonas vaginalis G3, 633 nucleotides long. RefSeq names its product protein of unknown function, DUF4106 family. The record is from RefSeq and is a predicted model, not a curated record. The coding region runs from base 1 to 633 and encodes 210 amino acids. The transcript has a single exon. NCBI's taxonomy places the organism in Eukaryota, Parabasalia, Trichomonadida, Trichomonadidae.